Messenger RNA from Apis florea (little honeybee), 3439 nucleotides. RefSeq names its product RNA polymerase III subunit G (gene Polr3G). The record is from RefSeq and is a predicted model, not a curated record. Gene Ontology annotation, biological process: transcription by RNA polymerase III. Lineage: Eukaryota; Metazoa; Arthropoda; Insecta; Hymenoptera; Apidae. Gene Ontology annotation, cellular component: RNA polymerase III complex.
CUUAAGAGAAGAAAUUAUAUAAUAAAAUAGAUUUCAAAUAAUAUUCCUUUUACUAAUUUUACUAAUUGUUAGAAAAUAAAAUACUUAUAUUAUUAUCAUGGCUGGACGUGGCAGAGGAAGAGGCAAACCUUCUAUGUCAAUUAGCACAGAACAAUUGGGUUUUACUAAAGGAGAAGCAUUACCACCACCAGUCUUACAACCUCCACCAAAAUAUCCUUCUUUAGAAUAUAAACCAAUGUCAUUAAUUAUUAAUACAGAAAUGAGUUAUCUGUUAGAAUUAAAGAGAGAAUAUGCAGAAUAUAUGAGAGAAUCGUCUAACAAUGUUUUACCUCUUGUAAUUAAAAAAGAUAUUGAGAGGUAUUCAGAUCGAUACCAAGAUUUGAUUACGGAUAAAAGUAGUUAUGAGACUAGAUACGAUUGGAGCAGAAUGCCAGCAGAAUUAAAACCUCAGCUAAGAAAACGUAAAGGACAAAAAUUUGAGAAGCCAUUGAAAAAGCAAAAAAAUGUUGAUGUUGAGUCAAAGUUGCAAGAAUUAGAGAAAAAAGAAAGUUCACAACAAAGUGAUACAGAAGAAGAGGAAAAGGAAGAAGAAGAAACAGAAGAAAAAGAUGAUGAGCACGCAGAAGAUGAAGAAGAGGAACUGGAUGAGGAAAUGGAUGAAGGAACUGAUUAUCUUAACAAUUAUUUCGAUAAUGGAGAAGGUUACGACGAUGAAGACGAUAAUUUAGAUGAUGGACCUAUUUAUUAAGAUAUGACUUUUUAUAAGAAUCGGAAAUUAUUCUUUGUUUUCAAUUAUUGGACUAAAAUACUUACAAGUUAUUAAUUGAGCAUUGUAUGGCAAUAUGUGUAUAUAUAUAUUUUACCGAAUCAUGUGUUUAAAUAAAUUAUUUCAAUCAAAUCAUUUCAUAUUAUAAUGAGAUAGAUAUACUCAUGUAUAUUUUUUAUUUUUUAGCAAUUAUAUUUUUUAAAGAAAUUGAUAAGGAUGGUAUGAUGUAUUGAAAAAAAGGAAUUAAUUCUUUUAGAACAAUUAAAACAGUCCAAGGUCACAGGAAGCGUCGGCGUGUUCUUUAUUACGAGUAUUUCAAUUUCUAAUAUAUAAUAUAUAUAUUUAUAUAUAUAUAUAUAUAUAUAAUAUAUAUAUAUAGCCAUAAUAAUUUGCAAUUAUUGUAAUAAAUGAUUCUCCUCUACGAUGCAAUCGGAGAGUAAAAACGCAAUUUUGGACGAGAAGGGAAUGCGCAAAAGUACCGUAGUGUUACGUAAUGCUUAACAUUUAUAUGCUCGUCGUGAUAGUAAUUCUUUUUUAAUAUCUCAUAUUAAGUAAUCAUUUUCUUUCCCUUUGGUUUGCUUUCGUUUUUACAAACAGUGAAUUUUCCUACAAAGAUCAACAUCGGUCCCAAUACAUGCACAUUGAGUGUGGGAAAGGGAUAUGAGAAAAAAAAAUGUGAUCGUAAAAAUUGAACUCCUGAAAUUUCCAGCCGCACGUUAUCAAGUUUUUGUUACUUAUUAAUUAUAUAAUUUAAUGUAAAAUAUCGAAAUAUUGUUGCGUUAUUUUCGGAUUCAACACUAGAAAAAUAAUUAAAUUAUUUGCGAUAAAGUGGAAAAAGUUAUAUUGAUAUAUAGAUGUUAUCACUUGGCAGUUAAUCGAAUCAUUUAAAAAUUCACUAGUAUAGCUUAAAAUUUCCUUUAAUUUUUUCUUGAUGAAAUGAUUUUCUCUUAAUGAUUUUAUCAUCUUUAUCUCGUUGAUUAAAUAACAAGAUGUUACAUUAUGAUAAAUGAUUCAAAUUCGAUAUUUUGUAAUAAAUGAUUACAUAUUGAUUUAAGGAUAUAGAAUGACAUAAAAAAAAAUAUAUUCGAAGAAAAGUUACAUAUGUAACUUUUUGCUAUUCUCAAUAAUAAUUUCAACUUUGUAAUUGUAAAUUUUUUUCAAUCUGUUUUGUAAAAUACGAGAAAUCUCGUUAUAUUUUAUUUCUUAAUUAAAUCAAUCAUGUUUUCCUUUCAAAAAAUUUUUUUCUAAAAAAAAGGAAAAAGUAAGGAAAAAAGAUUUACUUUUAUUACUAAAUUUAAUAUUUUAAAAAAUUGAAGAAUCAAUCCAAUCGAUGAAAAAAAAAUUAAGAAAUAAUCAUUCACGCUAUUGGUAUCAUAAAGCAUAUUCAUCAUUGUCAUUAUUCUUAUAAUAAUUGACUGUUAUACGUAAUUCUCUUAUUUUGACAAAACAGGCUUUACUUCGAUUUAUCUUCUCAAUUUUUUCAUAAAUAUUAUUGUUGUUUUAAUCUAAUGUUAUUUUUCUUUUAUUCGCUUGUUUUUUUCUAUAAUAUACUAUAUAAUGUAUAUAUAAAUAUAUUUUUAUAUAUAAAUAUAUAUAUAUAUAUAGCACAAUCUAUCUAUGUAUUAAUAGGCAUAAAGACUGAGGCGAGAAUACAGGCGAAAUUCUGAAACAAUAAUCAUUCCAUUUUGUAUUUUUUUAAAUAUUUUUGUUUUCUUGUUUUGAAAUAAAAUGAUUUUCGCGUAUUUCUUACCAUCAGAGUCUUCAAUAGCCAAUUUUUUUUUAAUUGUAAAAAAAGAUCUUCUAAAAUACUAUACUUUUAUUCAUAGUUUCUGUUUUGAAUCUUGAUUUGUUGAACGUGGCCAGCACAUUCAUAUUUGUCAUUUCUUAUAAGACCCAUUUGAUGAUUUUGUAAUCAUUAGUAAUAAAGUCCCAGAUCUGUCUACAUAUGAGAAAUGAGAAGAAAGGCUUGGAGCAAUGGGAAGGGAAGUGUUGAAUUGAAUAAAUUUUGGUAAAGAAAACAACUAUACGAAAUAAUAAAUCGUUUGUUUGAUUAGAAGGAAGAUUUAUCGUAAACUUUUGGUUUUUGAAUUUCCAAGCCUUUUUCUUAAACAUAUCAUCUGUACUUGUUAGAUAUGCGUAUAAUUAUAAAGUAAAACAUAAUAUGUUGAACUUUUGCCUGUCAAGACAUUAUUUAUAGUCUUGUGAAAAAUCUUAAAAAUGAUUACCAAAUCGCACUCGAUUAUCUAUCAAAUAGAAAUGAAUAAAUAUUUUAAUUCAAAAUGAAUAAAUAUUUAUUUUGUUUCGCAGUAUUCAUUAGGAUCUUAUUUCGUUUGAAAACAGGGAGAAUUAUUUUCCUUCACUGUGUCUACAUGUGUGUUUCAUGAUUUAUGUUUCAAAUCGAGAUUGAAUAUAAUGUACAUAGUAGCCCUAUAGAUGAUGAUGUGUGACGUUCUGGAAAUCACAGGACAAAUCAGCUUCUAAAUUCGGAAAGGCAGUGUAAGCUUCUGCGAGGUGCUUCUCCAACAUAUUUAAAACGGUUACUAGCCUUGUUGAUUAACGUUUCCGUCUCCGUUUUUAUAGGCUUACACCAAACUGUUCAAGCUUUCUUUCUCUCUUUUUGCACUCUUUUUUUUUAUUUUUUUUGAUAAAAUUUAGCUAAGAAAAUAAAAAAAA